CACCGCAGCGCGCUCGCUCUGCAGCGGCGGGCGGGUCGCCUUCGCUGGGGACCUCCGUAGCUGGCUCUGCGUUCUCGCCUGUCAAGCGGAGCGAUGCCCGCGCCCCGCUUCCCGGCGUCCCACGAGCCCGGUGACCACUCACCGACUGCAGGGCUGCGGCGGUGACCCUCUGCCGCCGACUUUCACCCAGCGUCCGGCUCGGAGCUCGCUGGCCGGCGGGGAGAGGCCCUGGUAGUGUCAGGAGGUUUCAGAGGCUCGAGUACCUCUACCGCCCCAGCACCUACUUCUGUGGUCAUGGAGAGCAUCUUCCACCGGGAUUUCUGUACGGUCAUCACCCAGCCUGCCACCCCCUAGUUGCAACCUUGGGUUCUGAUUUCCACCAAUGAAGUUUUUUUUUAUCCUUUCUUGAAUCAUGUGACAUUACUUCUUGCCCGCUGUUUCCCUUUCACUUGCCAAAUCCAUUAGCUAUAAGUUCCUUUUGGUUUAAAAUACCGAGUUAGUUGCUUGCUUGUCCACUUACACUUCUACAGCUCACUACCCCUCGCUAUGAUUUUCAUAGGAGUUCACCUGAGUCCUUGCCUUGAAGAGAGCAUUCCCUCACUUGACUGACAAAGACAACAGUCAGGCAGUGAGUCUCCAUGCUCUGUUUUUCAGUACGUCAAGUUUGCAAGUCUGAGUAAAACUACCUUCUUGCGUGGCGUAAGAAAAAAGAAAAAAAAAAUCCUGCAGUAAUGGCAAAAGUUGAUCAUGAGAAUGCUUUAGAAACCUCAGCAGGGUAGUAUUGAUUCAACUUAUAGCUUCCAGGAAGGCUGCAAUUUAUGAAAAGAACAAGGAGAAAGGCGCAAAAAUAGGGUUAGUUGGAGCUAUUCUUUGCCAUAGGAACUGGUUAAGUUCUAAAAUGCAAAUGAAGAGACUCAGACUUUCUUAGAAAAUUGUUACGCCAUCCAAGUCCCAGGGAAAAACUGAGGGCUCUUAAGCCUCCAUUCUCUAGUGUCUUUGUGUUCAAAUAUAAGUUGUUAAUUGUCUAAAAUAUUAGACUAAAAUGUUGGGAAAGCGUAAACGUGUGGUAUUGACAAUUAAAGACAAACUUGACAUUAUUAAGAAGCUUGAAGAAGGCAACUCUUUCAAAAAACUUUCUGUCGUGUAUGGAAUUGGUGAGUCCACGGUUCGUGACAUUAAAAAAAACAAAGAAAGAAUUAUAAACUAUGCCAACAGUUCAGAUCCUACUAGUGGAGUGUCCAAACGUAAAUCUAUGAAGUCAUCAACAUACGAGGAGCUUGACAGAGUUAUGAUAGAGUGGUUUAAUCAACAGAAAACAAAUGGGAUUCCAGUCUCUGGGACUAUUUGUGCAAAGCAAGCCAAGUUCUUUUUUGAUGCGUUGGGUAUGGAAGGGGAUUUUAAUGCCUCAUCUGGCUGGCUAACUAGGUUUAAGCAGCGCCAUGGUAUUCCAAAGGCUGCUGGUAAAGGAACAAAAUUAAAAGGAGAUGAAGCUGCUGCCAGUGAAUUUUGUGUUAACUUUCAGGAAUUUGUGGAAAGAGAAAAUCUCCUACCAGAGCAAAUAUAUGGUGCUGACCAAACUGGAUUGUUCUGGAAAUGUCUACCUUCAAGGACACUGGCGUUUGACACUGACCAGGGUACUUGUGAAUAUAGGACAAGCAGAGAGAGGAUCAUUGUUAUGUGUUGUGCAAAUGCCACAGGUUUACACAAGCUUAAUCUUUGUGUUGUGGGGAAAGCAAAAAGACCCCGUGCAUUCAAAGGAACUGACCUUUCAAACCUUCCUGUCACUUACUUCAGUCAAAAGAGUGCGUGGAUCGAGCCGUCUGUUUUCAAACAGUGGUUUGAGAAGUGCUUUGUGCCACAGGUACAGAAGCAUCUAAAAUCCAAAGGGCUUCGGGAAAAAGCAGUACUGCUUUUAGAUUUCCCCUCAGCACGUCCAACUGAAGAACUGUUGUGCUCGGACGAUGGCAGAAUAACUGUGAAGUAUUUGCCCCCAAAUGUCACUAGUCUAAUCCAACCUAUGAGCCAAGGAGUUUUAACCACAGUCAAAAGAUAUUACCGAGCAGGACUUAUCCAGAAAUACAUGGAUGAAGGGAACGACCCAAGAAUGUUUUGGAAGAAUUUGACAGUGUUGGAUGCCAUUUAUGACGCGGCAAGAGCCUGGAACAUGGUGAGGUCACAUACUAUAACUAGAGCGUGGAAAAAGCUGUUUCCCGGCAAGGAAGACAGUUCCAGCAUGAGCAUCGACGAAGGAGCCAUUUUAGCAGCUAAUUUAGCAACAGUUUUACAGACUACAGAAGAUUGUGAACACGUUGACAUUGAAAAUAUAGAGCAGUGGUUUGACUCUCGGAGCAGUGGCUCACACUGUCAGGUGUUAGCUGGCAUAGUAAGUUCUGAAGUCAAGGCGAAGGCUGCCGGGCAGAAGCCUUCCAGGAAGAGUAGGAAAGCAGAGCUGAAUCCAGAGAAGCAUAUCAGCCAUAAAGCUGCGCUCGAAUGGACUGAAAAUUUGCUAGAUUAUCUAGAACAACAAGAUGACAUGCUACUUUCUGAUAAGCUGGUAUUGCGGAGGCUUCGGACCGUUAUAAGAAGAAAACAGAGGAUUCAAAAUAAAAGUCAUCUAUAGUGCUCCAUCCUCUUGCUAUGUAUUUUCAUCUUCGUGACUUCUG
Messenger RNA from Acomys russatus (golden spiny mouse), 2663 nucleotides. It is a transcript of the gene Tigd2, whose product is annotated as tigger transposable element derived 2. The record is from RefSeq and is a predicted model, not a curated record. NCBI's taxonomy places the organism in Eukaryota, Metazoa, Chordata, Mammalia, Rodentia, Muridae. Gene Ontology annotation, cellular component: nucleus. The transcript has 2 exons. Bases 1043 to 2620 code for a protein of 525 amino acids. Gene Ontology annotation, molecular function: DNA binding.